Capsella rubella is the source of this 1696-nucleotide messenger RNA. RefSeq names its product probable pectate lyase 9. The record is from RefSeq and is a predicted model, not a curated record. The transcript is spliced from 7 exons. Gene Ontology annotation, molecular function: pectate lyase activity. Bases 1 to 1377 code for a protein of 458 amino acids. Lineage: Eukaryota; Viridiplantae; Streptophyta; Magnoliopsida; Brassicales; Brassicaceae.
AUGGCGUCGUCUUCUCCGAAACUGAUCAGUGCUUGUUGUCUGGUCUUGAUCUUGAUCUUCGUUGUCUGCUUUCUCACAUCAACGAACCUCUGGAACAACGAAAUCUACUCUCGCUCCAGGAAGGUGAAAACAGAGGAGUUAUCACAGAGCUUUAACAGUUCAACAAUGGAGACUAGGCUUGAAGGUGAAGUAGAGUUGAAUGAACACGCAGUUCCUGAUCCAGACAAAGUUGCACAUGAGGUCGCUGCACUUAUUCAGAUGAGUGAACAGAACAUCACUGCAAGGAGGAAGCUUGGUUUCUUUUCUUGUGGAAAUGGCAAUCUAAUAGAUGAUUGUUGGCGUUGUGACCCUAAGUGGUACAAGAACCGUAAACACCUAGCUGCAUGUGGGAUGGGUUUUGGAAGUAAAGCUAUUGGUGGUCGUGAUGGGCAUUACUAUAUGGUUACUGACCCGAGUGAUGAGGACGUUGAGAAUCCAAAGAAAGGAACUUUACGUUAUGCUGUGAUCCAAGGUGAGCCAUUGUGGAUCACCUUUAAAAGAGACAUGGUGAUAAGGUUGAAAGAAGAGCUGAUGAUGAAUAGUUUUAAGACCAUUGAUGCUCGUGGUGCCAAUGUCCACAUCGCUGAUGGUGCUUGUAUAACAAUCCAGGGUAUAACCAACGUUAUCAUUCAUGGCUUGCACAUUCAUGAUUGCAAGGCAACUGGUAACACAAGUGUUAGAAGCUCACCAAGUUACGACGGGUUUAGGGGAAUGGCUGAUGGUGAUGGUGUUAAUGUAUUUGGUUCAAGUCAUAUCUGGAUAGACCACAAUUCUCUUUCUAAUUGUGCUGAUGGUCUUGUUGAUGUUGUCAUGGGUUCAACUGCCAUUACCAUUUCUAAUAACCAUUUUACUCACCACAAUGAGGUGAUGUUGCUAGGCCACGCUGAUUGGUACAAAAAAGACAAGCUGAUGCAAGUGACCAUUGCGUACAACCAUUUUGGAGAAGGGCUUAAACAGAGAAUGCCAAGGUGCAGGCAUGGUUAUUUCCAUGUGGUUAACAACGAUUACACACACUGGGAAAUGUAUGCUAUUGGAGGAAGUGCAAACCCAACUAUAAACAGUCAAGGCAAUAGAUAUGCUGCUCCUAAAAACCGCUACGCCAAGGAGGUGACAAAAAGAGUAGACACAGAAGAAAAUGAGUGGAAGAAAUGGAACUGGAGAUCAGAAAAUGACCUUCUAGUGAAUGGAGCGUUUUUCACAUCAUCAGGGAAAGGAGCAUCAGCAAACUAUGCACAUGACUUAAGCUUACCGGCUAAACCAGCCUCAAUGGUGCACUCAGUCACUGCUAAUGCAGGUCCACUUGGUUGCCGCAGAGGCAAGCCUUGCUAUACUAGCUAGUAACAUCACUCUCUCAAAUUAAACCAUUAAUUAGUAGUUUUAAGUAUAUAAAAAAAAAACCUAACCCCUUUCACACGUAUUAGCAAGUGUGCAAAGCUUUUUUUUGUUCUUCUUCUGAAUGGUAGAGAUUUUGGUCAACCUCCACUUGACGAUAGGAGUAAGUGCAUGAAGUGUUGAUCCAUUCUCUACUCUGUGUUUCUUCCUUUUAGCUUUGGGGUUUAUGAAGUCUUCUUAAUUCUUAUUAAUCGAUCUCCCCUUUUAGCCAGUGAUUUGUAGUAUACAAAACUUCUGAUAUGAAAUUAAGACAGUGGAUUGCUUA